AUGUCCGCCAAGAUCCUCAGCAUCGCCUCCAUCUUCAUCAAGCUGCUCAAGCUGGUGCUGAACUUCAUCGCGCUGCUGCUGUACCGGCUGGGCUACGAUGGCAUGUUCCUGGGAGUCGGCGGCACGUGGAACAUCAACGAGAACAAAGACCCCAGCGCCGAGGUGUUCGCCUCCGGCAUCAUGGUGGGCUACCUCGUCUACACGUGCAUCUCGCUCGUCGGCAUGUGCCUCCACCAGCCCAAGACCAUCACGGACGUGAUCAUGAACUUCAUCGGGCUUUUCGUGUGGAUGGCGGUGGGCGCGAUCGCGAUCCACUACUGGAUGGGCUACCAGAGCGAGUACAAGUACAUCCACAUGAGCACCGAGAAGCAGAAGGGGCUGGCGGUGGGCGCGCUCUGCGUGCUCUCGGGCACCGCCUACCUGCUCGACACCGUCGUCUCCUUCCUCUCCUACGCCGCCGCCAAGAACAAGUACUGA
Schistocerca serialis cubense is the source of this 477-nucleotide messenger RNA. RefSeq names its product protein snakeskin-like. Gene Ontology annotation, biological process: septate junction assembly. Lineage: Eukaryota; Metazoa; Arthropoda; Insecta; Orthoptera; Acrididae. Bases 1 to 477 code for a protein of 158 amino acids. The transcript is spliced from 3 exons. The record is from RefSeq and is a predicted model, not a curated record.